AUGCGGUCCCUGAUGCGGUCUUUGAUGCGGUCCCUGAUGCGGUCCCUGAUGCUGUCUCUGAUGCGGUCCCUGAUGCGGUCUCUGAUGCGGUCCCUGAUGCGGUCCCUGAUGCGGUCUUUGAUGCGGUCCCUGAUGCGGUCCCUGAUUCGGUCUCUGUUGCGGUCUCUGUUGCGGUCUCUGAUGCGGUCCCUGAUGCGGUCCCUGAUGUUGUCUCUGAUUCGGUCUCUGAUGCUGUCUCUGAUUCGGUCUCUGAUGCGGUCCCUGAUGUUGUCUCUGAUUCAGUCUCUGAUGCGGUCUCUGAUGCGGUCUCUGAUGCGGUCUCUGAUGCGGUCUCUGAUGCGGUCCCUGAUGUUGUCUCUGAUUCGGUCUCUGAAGCUGUCUCUGAUUCGGUCUCUGAUGCGGUCUCUGAUGCGGUCUCUGAUGCGGUCUCUGAUGCUGUCUCUGAUGCGGUCUCUGAUGCGGUCUCUGAUGCGGUCUCUGAUGCGGUCUCUGAUGCGGUCUCUGAUGCGGUCUCUGGUGCUAUCUCUCUGA
This is a messenger RNA of Knipowitschia caucasica, 531 nucleotides long. The record is from the annotation of a GenBank genome assembly. NCBI's taxonomy places the organism in Eukaryota, Metazoa, Chordata, Actinopteri, Gobiiformes, Gobiidae.